Molecule: messenger RNA, 1878 nt
Organism: Manihot esculenta (cassava)
Lineage: Eukaryota; Viridiplantae; Streptophyta; Magnoliopsida; Malpighiales; Euphorbiaceae
Product: ubiquitin carboxyl-terminal hydrolase 6
Exons: 18
Coding region: 261-1709 (482 amino acids)
Biological process (GO): proteasome-mediated ubiquitin-dependent protein catabolic process; regulation of proteasomal protein catabolic process; protein deubiquitination
Molecular function (GO): protein binding; proteasome binding; cysteine-type deubiquitinase activity
Source: RefSeq, a predicted model, not a curated record
ACACCAAGUCCUUCUUCCCGAAUUUGUAGAGGAUUUACCCGUCGCUACUACCCAACUGAAAGCCCGGAUCCGGCUCUACACACAACCAGUCCAGCUGCUCCUUGCCUCUCUGCCUAUAAAGCUUAAAAUCCAAUUCAUACGAGAAUUGAGAACUCUCUCAUAGCUUGAUUGUCCCCUUUCUGCAAGCAAGCCAAAAGCAGACACAAUCUCAAAAUCCACUCCUCGCUAUCUCCGCUGAUCCCUCAAAUAACCUUCCAAUCAUGCUCACAGUUAUUGUAAAAUGGCAAAAGGAGGUCUUUCCAAAAGUGGAGAUCGACACAAGCCAGCCCCCUUAUGUUUUCAAGUGCCAAUUGUAUGAUCUGACGGGAGUACCACCUGAGAGGCAAAAAAUUAUGGUUAAGGGUGGUCUAUUGAAGGAUGAUGCUGAUUGGGCAACUGUAGGAGUGAAGGAGGGUCAAAAGUUGAUGAUGAUGGGAACAGCAGAUGAGAUUGUGAAGGCCCCAGAGAAGGGCCCUGUUUUCAUGGAAGAUCUUCCAGAAGAGGAACAAGUGGUUGCUGUGGGUCAUACUGCUGGCCUAUUUAACCUCGGAAACACCUGUUACAUGAACUCCACGAUACAAUGUUUGCAUUCUGUUCCAGAGUUAAAGUCUGCUUUAGUUAACUAUCCAUCUGAAAAGAGAAGUGAUUUGGAUCAGACAUCUCAUAUGUUGACAGCUGCAACUCGGGAACUGUUUAAUGAGCUUGAUAGAAGUGUGAAGCCUGUUGCACCUAUGCAGUUUUGGAUGGUAUUGCGCAAAAAAUAUCCACAAUUUGGCCAAUUGCAUAAUAGUUCCUUUAUGCAGCAGGAUGCUGAAGAAUGCUGGACACAACUUCUAUACACUCUUUCACAGUCUCUUAGAUCACCAAGUCUCAAUGGAAGUCUGGAUACUGUGAAGGCACUUUUUGGAAUUGAACUUGUAAGCAGGAUCCAUUGCCAAGAAAGUGGUGAAGAGAGCUCAGAGACAGAAUCAGUUUAUUCACUUAAAUGCCAUAUAUCACAGGAGGUGAACCAUUUGCAUGAAGGACUAAAGCAUGGUCUGAAAUCUGAGCUGGAGAAGGCUUCCCCUUUGUUGGGACGUAGUGCAAUUUACUUGAAAGAGUCUCGCAUCAAUGCCUUGCCAAGGUACUUGACUGUUCAGUUUGUUCGCUUUUUCUGGAAGAGAGAGUCAAAUCAGAAGGCCAAGAUUUUGCGGAAAGUGGAUUAUCCAUUGGAGCUGGAUGUCUAUGAUUUCUGUUCAGAUGAUCUACGCAGAAAAUUGGAAGCACCUCGCCAGUCUUUAAGAGAUGAGGAAGGUAAGAAGCUUGGCCUGAAAGCGAAUGAGAAGAGUUCAUGUUCAAAAGAUAAUGAUGUCAAAAUGACAAAUGCAGAGGAAUCAUCCAAUGGAAGUGGAGAAUCUUGUAAGGCUACCUUGGGAGAAGGGGGUUCAUCUGACAGAGAAUUGCAUUUAACUGGAAUUUAUGAUUUGGUUGCUGUACUGACUCAUAAGGGGAGGAGCGCUGAUUCAGGGCAUUAUGUUGCCUGGGUAAAGCAAGAAAAUGGGAAAUGGAUCGAGUUUGAUGAUGAUAAUCCCAUCCCUCAGCGGGAGGAGGAUAUAACUAAACUAUCUGGAGGAGGUGACUGGCAUAUGGCGUAUAUUUGUAUGUACAAGGCACGUGCUGUCCCCAUGUAAUCUGAUUUUCUUGUCAUUAUUAUUUUGUUUAGAUUCAAGUCACAGAGGGAUGUUUUGGAUAGAUUCUGAUUAUGAAAUGGGCAAUAGUUUUGCAUUUGUGUACUAUAGAAAUUGUCAUGUGUGUUGGAUGACCUGAGUUUUCAAUGGUUUGAUUUCAUUUUUUUGAUGA